Molecule: messenger RNA, 2213 nt
Organism: Spinacia oleracea (spinach)
Lineage: Eukaryota; Viridiplantae; Streptophyta; Magnoliopsida; Caryophyllales; Amaranthaceae
Product: metal transporter Nramp3.1
Exons: 5
Coding region: 71-1690 (539 amino acids)
Biological process (GO): iron ion transmembrane transport; manganese ion transport
Cellular component (GO): trans-Golgi network; membrane
Molecular function (GO): cadmium ion transmembrane transporter activity; manganese ion transmembrane transporter activity
Source: RefSeq, a predicted model, not a curated record
AAAUAGAAAAUAAAAACAAACCAAAAGAAGAAAGAAAAUUCAAAAGAAAAAUGCAGCCACCUUACCAGUUAUGGACCCUGAUGAAAAUGAAGCAGAAAACAGUUUUAUCGCAGAUGACGAAUCCUGUGAGUCGAAUCAACUUUUACCAUCACAUGUUGUGUGUUGUUCUCCAUCAUACUCAGAAGAAGAGAAAGAUAUAGAAGGUAGAGCAUAUUUUAGCCAACAAGUAUAUGGGGUUAUAGAGGUGGAAGCAUUAGAUGAUAAUCAAACACCUCCUUUUUCAUGGAAGAAGCUAUGGCUAUAUACAGGUCCUGGUAUUUUAAUGAGCAUUGCAUUUUUGGAUCCAGGAAAUAUAGAAGGUGAUCUACAAGCAGGAGCCAUAGCAGGAUAUUCAUUGCUAUGGUUGUUAUUAUGGUCAACAAUAAUGGGAUUGUUGAUACAACUCCUAUCUGCACGAGUUGGAGUGGUAACAGGGAAGCACCUAGCUGAGUUAUGUAGGGAAGAGUACCCUCCAUGGGCUAGGAUUUUAUUAUGGGUUAUGGCCGAGGUAGCCGUUAUUGCUGCUGAUAUUCAAGAGGUUGUUGGUACAGCUAUUGCCAUUCAGAUUUUAACCAAUGGUGUUUUUCCUCUUUGGGCUAGUGUUGUUAUUACUGCAGCUGAUUGUUUUGUGUUUUUGUUUCUGGAAAGUUAUGGAGUUAGAAAAAUGGAAGCUGCAUUUGCAAUCAUGGUAAUGACAAUGGCAAUCUCCUUCGCAUACAUGUUUGUUGAUGCUAAGCCUAGCGGAAAGGAACUGCUAGUAGGCGUGUUAGUUCCAAAACUCAACUCAAGAACAAUUCAACAAGCAGUAGGAAUAUUCGGAUGCAUCAUCACCCCACACAACAUAUAUUUACAUUCAGCUCUAGUUCAAUCAAGGAAAGUAGAUAAGAAGAAAAUAGGUCAAGUUCAAGAGGCAAUCAACUAUUACUCCAUUGAAUCAUCAGUUGCACUUGUGGUAUCUUUCAUGAUAAACCUUUUUGUUAUGACUGUAUUUGCAAAAGGAUUUUAUGGGACAAACAAGGCAAAUAGUGUAGGACUUGAAAAUGCAGGAAGAUACCUUGAAGAGAAAUACGGAGGAGGUCUUCUUCCAAUUCUUUAUAUUUGGGGUAUUGGUUUAUUAGCAGCAGGACAAAGUAGCACCAUAACUGGAACUUAUGCAGGCCAAUUUAUCAUGGGAGGUUUUCUUAACAUUCAACUAAAUGAAUGGCUUAGAGCUGUUAUAACAAGAAGUUUUGCCAUUGUGCCUACCAUUAUUCUAGCUAUUCUAUUUGAUACAUCGGAUGGGGCUAUGGAUGUAAUGAAUGAAUGGCUCAAUGUACUUCAGUCCAUUCAAAUUCCGUUUUCUUUAAUACCUCUUUUUACAAUGGUGUCAAGGGAGGACAUCAUGGGAAUUUUCAAGAUAGGACCUACACUUGAGAAAGUGGCGUGGACAGUUCUCGGUGUAGUAAUGCUGAUUAACGUCUAUGUUUUAUUGGAUUUUUUCUUGAAUACAAUUAACGGACUAUUACCCGGACUUCUGUUUUGCAUUUUAUCAGCAGCCUACAUCGGAUUUAUCAUUUAUCUUAUUGCUCGAGAUGCUUCCCUUCCAAUAACUUUGCGUACCAGAACUAGUAAAAUUGAACGUCUCAGAAUUCCUCAACAUCAAGACUUGUGAAAUUCACAAACAACCAUUUCACAGAUAGUUGGAAGGCCGUAACUUCAACAAUAUCGGGAGAUAUUGCUUGCACAAACAAGUGAUUUGUUAUGUAGAAUUUUUUGGCUCAUAUCUUUCAGUAGAGAAUUACCUGAAAAACGUUUUGUAUCAAGUUGAACUUUCAGAUCCAAUAUGUUAGGCACAUACGGUAGUAAUAUGUAAUUUUACUGGUUAUAUAGUAUGUCCCGUAGUUCACAACUGAGAGUAUUGAGAGAUUAGGCUCUAAUUAAUUAGCAUAAAUUAAAGUUUUGAGUAUUGUAUUUCUUUUCAGAAGAUUUUGUUCUGUUUUUGGUGUCACUCUGUCAUGUGAAGGCAUCCUCUUUUUUUUUUUUGUUUGUUCUCAAGGUGCUAUGUGCUGGCAGCUCGUAAUUUGUUGUGGUUGGACUAAAACCUACGUUGUAAAGGAGCACCUCCAUAUAAAUGCAUGGCUGCUGGGCUCAUUUGUGAGGCAUCAAAAAAUUAAAAGGAAAUAUUAUCUCAGCAA